AUGGAGACAUGCGAUAUCACCCCGUUCUCAACCCAUCAAACCACAUAUAAUCAGAGUACCAGAAGAGGUAAAUCGCUGAUCAAUAAAAUCACAUCUGAGCUCAUCUCAGAAUCCAGCCUAGAUCUUUCGGCCCUUGGACCAUCAGACGACGCGACGGUUACCAACACGCUAGCUAGGUCGAGCGACACAUACCAUAGAAAGAUCAAUGGAUCAAAUCAAGUUGGCUCCGAGAAACAAGCCAAAGGGAGAAAGAGGAACAACGAACCUCUGUUCGGGGUGUCAAGUUAUCAUAAUCAAGUUUCUAGAAACACGUUGACAACGCAACAGAGAGUCGAACAAAUGACAAGGUACGACCAGUCUGCCGUUGGGCAAGGGUCAACGUCAGUCGCAGUGCCACAAUCACAACUACAAGCACAACCACAAAGUCAAGUGUACAAUCCCUUUGGACAUGCAGGAUCACUCGAUACUCCUCAAUCUCAGGGUGUAAUCCCUUUGAGCGAAUAUGACUCCAAUUUCAGCACGAUGAGUUAUAUGAAUAUCAGACCGAUGCGAGAUUACACCGAAACUUACAAGUCAUGUGACACCGCAACUCAAGCAUGGCUCGAACACCUCUCCCUGAAAAUGUCAAAAUUCCACUAUCCCACUCUGGUAGCUUUCGAGAAUGACGAGAAAGUAUUCAGACAAGGUCUACAUUCUAUUUUCAGCGAGAGAAGUACGAUAAUCCAGGAUCUCUAUGGUGAUACCGGUGUCGAUGCAUACUCGAAUGGGAAGGUAUUGAUGAGUCAGAUUUUAUCGAGAGCGAAAGAAUUUAGGGCUUAUGAGGAUCAACAGAAAAGCUGUUAUCAACAGCAACAACAAGGGUAUGGUGGCUUCGUUUACACAGGUGAAGAGCGAUCGAAUGACGAUACGACUACUACGAUUCACGCUGGUGAAGUGUAUGAUCCUGUUAGAGAUUGA
Kwoniella botswanensis is the source of this 957-nucleotide messenger RNA. RefSeq lists its product as uncharacterized. Bases 1 to 957 code for a protein of 318 amino acids. NCBI's taxonomy places the organism in Eukaryota, Fungi, Basidiomycota, Tremellomycetes, Tremellales, Cryptococcaceae. The transcript has 5 exons. The record is from RefSeq and is a predicted model, not a curated record.